GGGUUCGAUGCUCAAUAGAGGUCACACGGUUGGAUAGGCCAGAGAUAUUGGCUUUGAUUUUGGUGAUGGACGCGCGGAUGUCCGUUUGGAAAGAGAACAUCAUGCGAAUGAGGGUGGCGAUAUUGGUGGCAACGGACUCGGAUCUUUGUUCGCCCGUAAGUUCGCGAGCGAGGCUGUCAACAGACUAGGUGUUGACGGCGGUCAUAUCGAUGCUGGAGGAUUGGGCCAUGUUGGGGGAAGAUGGAGUGGAUGCAGUAGCUGAGGUGACGGCUGCAGAUGAGGUGGAGGCAGACGUGGCGGCAACGGCGGCAGUAGCGGCGGCGGCGGCCACUGCGCGUUGGGAGGUCUUGGCUUGGCGUGGUGGCAUGUGGAGAUGUAGGUGUGGCAGGGGUGGGGGUGGGGAGGUUAUUUACAGCAUUAAUUGAUUCAUUCAAAAAUAAGUAAAGGUAUUUGCCAAAACAAUAAAUGAAUAAAAUGGGAAUUA
Messenger RNA from Chara braunii, 484 nucleotides. The record is from the annotation of a GenBank genome assembly. Lineage: Eukaryota; Viridiplantae; Streptophyta; Charophyceae; Charales; Characeae.